AUGCCGCUGACGCUGGAAGUGAGCUUCGCCGGACUACCGCAAGUGUGGAUUCCAUUACCACGAAGCCUCCACUUCCGGCAGCACAACAUCCCCGUGCGCGCCACGCAGGAGCUCUUCGUGUCGCCGCGACACGGCGUGGCCUCCAAAGGUGGAGCCGAUCUGAUGCUAACUGGCAACGGCUUCGUCUUCCCAACGGUGAACUCGACCUUGGUGGGAUGCGUCUUCGGGCGCAGCUACUUCUCCCAUGCAGUGGUGAGCAGUGCCACCACAAUGACGUGCCGAGCGCCACCACUUGCCAGCAUUACGUCUGCAGAGCCGCCCGUGGACGUGACCAUCGAUCUAAGCUUCGAUGGCGGACAGACGAUGACGAACCUGAACAACUUCUACAGCUACCUGAGAGACUUUGAGUUCAGCGGUAUCGUUCCGUCCGGCGGCCUCUACAGCUCGCUCACGCAAGCGACGCUCUCCGGCAAGGGCUUCCAAAGGACACCGAACUUGUUCUUCCGCUUCGGAGAGAAGCAGGUCUCUGCCGCGUUGGCGAAUGCGCAGAGCCUCCGCACGAUCGCACCCAUCCAGGACGAGCCAGGCACAUAUCCGAUCCUGUACUCCGUCGACAACCAGACCUUUGUGGCAACAGGCCUGUACUGGAUCGCCUCGGCCACAUCCCUGGUUCGCGCCAUCAUCCCCGACCGUGGCUUCCGCGUCGGCGGCACCAACGUGACUUUGGUCACUACCGGCUUAUACUGGCUGCCGUCCUUGGCCUGCGUCUUCGGCUACGCGCCCGUGUCGGUCAUCCCGGUCUACGACGCGAACGACCCAAGCAACCCAAGACUCACGUGCCUCACGCCACCAUGCGAGAAAGCCAUGUACCUGGACGGACUCGGGCCCCAGGAUCCAGAGGAGGAUUGCCAUGGCUUCGUGACGGUGCAGAUGACCUUCAACGGCCGCAACAUGUUUGGAAACCUGAGCUAUGAGUAUGUGAGGAUGCCCCAGGUCUUCUAUGCCAGCCCAUUCCCAGCCGGUGGAUUCAACAACGAAGUGACCAUCGCACUCUUCGGGGAGAACUUCCAGGAGCCCAUGUGGUGCCGAUGGUGGAACUUGGAAGAAGGCCCGGCCACCGACGUCACGCCGGCCUUCAUGCGAUGCCGGGCGCCGUCUCUACCACCAGAGCUGCAGCCAGACAACACCACCGCCCACAGCGUCCUGAGCUACUUCGAGAUCUCGCCGAACGGCCAGGAUUGGACCCGCUUCAAGCGCGCCUGGCUGUGGUACAGGGAGCCACAAGUCUUGACCAUCGAGCCCAACACGACGUUCCGCACAUUUGCUCCCGAGGGCGACUUCAUCAUCACAGGCCGAUACUUCCGCUUGCUGCAGGCGGACCUUGUCCAGUGCGUUUGGCUCUACGACAAGUACCAGCCUGCCGAGCGCACACCCGCUGUACUCCUCGCCCCAGAUGUGCUACGCUGCCGGCCAAGUCAGCCAGCGGCUGCCUCUGGCAUUGACACGGAGUAUCUGCAACCCCUCGGGGUGAGCCUGGAAGUCUCCAUGUCAACACAGGUCGACUCUGCCACGGAGCUGACGGUGCUGGCAGAGGAUCGCAUGGAGCUGUUGGCUUCAGGCGAGGGACUCUAUCCUGGCCCUGCCGUCUUCCCCACCACCUGCCUGGUGACGGGUGGCUGCACGCUGACACUGCGUGGCGAUCGGCUUUGGGCCGAAGAUCCCAUCUACGGUUCCGGCAACCGUUCCGAUGCAAAGCUCUUUGUGGCUGUCGGCGACCACUUGUUGGAGGCGAGGCGUGGCAAGGACCCCAACUGGGCCACGAUUCGACUGCCGCCGACGCCUCACAUGGCCGUGGUUCCACGUAGCGAGCCUUUGCGUCUCACGAGGAACCUGCAGGACUACACGCCGCCAAUUGUGAACAUCGGCUACAAUCCGAUUCCCCUCGGUACAUACUACAGGCCGGAACUUCACAACGGCACGCUGCAGUCGUGUCCUCAAGGCCACGCCUGCCCUGGCAUUGGCGCCAACCAGUCAGCCCUGGACUAUUCCGGAGAGGCACCCGUCCGAUGCUUGCCUGGCAGCUGGAUGAAUGCCACCGGCUACUUCGAGUGCGAGACCUGCCCGGAGGGCGUCUACUGCCCCAGGUACGCGAUGAUUGAGCCAGAGCACUGUGACACUGGCUACGUUUGUUGGGGAAACACGGGCUUCGACGCGAACCUUGCCUUGUGCCCUGGAGGUGCAUUAUGCAUCCGGCCUCCCUACGGCAAGACGCCAUCCUCAAGUUCCUCGCGGUUCCCCUUUAUUCGGCGUUUGAAGGCAAAGAGUGCCGAGACUGACGUGGAUACCUCGCAACCCGAGGAGCCCAGCCAGGAGUUGGCUCUGCCAUCAACGUCUGCCCCUUCCCGUCGCCUCCGCAUCGCGACGGUCCCGACGACGGUGGAGAUCCAAACCUGCCCUGCAGGCUACUUCUGUCCUCCGGGCUCAAUCGCCCAGAUGGAGCCUGAAGGCACGUUGUCGUAUCUGUCACCUAUGCAGUGCACCCGUCUGGGCAUCGUGUGCUCCGAAGGAUCCUCUAACCCGAUGGCCUCCGACGUGAUGGCUGGACCUGGCGAGUAUGUGGCCUUUGACAACAGUGGGGUGUUGCCUUGCCCGGUGGGCAUGUCCUGCCCUGGAGGAACGUUUUCGAUUCCACAGCCGUGCCCACCCGGCCAAUAUCAAGUCAGCUCUGGUGCCCCGGCCUGCUCCACUUGCACUGCCGGCACCAUCUGCCCCGGCUUCGGCAGUGCACUGCCGCAGCUGUGUGUCCCGACGACGAUUUGUCCGUGGGCAACUUAUAGGGUUUAG
Molecule: messenger RNA, 2844 nt
Organism: Symbiodinium natans
Lineage: Eukaryota; Dinophyceae; Suessiales; Symbiodiniaceae
Source: the annotation of a GenBank genome assembly